Juglans regia (Persian walnut) is the source of this 3000-nucleotide messenger RNA. Its product is annotated as apoptosis inhibitor 5-like protein API5. The coding region runs from base 258 to 1913 and encodes 551 amino acids. The transcript is spliced from 16 exons. Gene Ontology annotation, cellular component: nucleus. Gene Ontology annotation, biological process: regulation of programmed cell death. The record is from RefSeq and is a predicted model, not a curated record. Gene Ontology annotation, molecular function: mRNA binding. NCBI's taxonomy places the organism in Eukaryota, Viridiplantae, Streptophyta, Magnoliopsida, Fagales, Juglandaceae.
UCCUGCCUAUUGGCCAAGUAUCCAUAAGAAUUUAGAAACCCUUGCGGAGCGGAGCGGAGACGAGAGCCCUCUUUUCCUUCCAAGUUCAAGUAGAAGUAGAGCUUGAAGUAGAAGUACUCCUCGCAAAGCCCCUCUCUCUCUGUCUCUCUCUCUCUCUCUCCCCAAAAUCCACAAAUAUCCAGUUACUUAGUAAGGCAAAACCCUCGUUAAAUCCAUUUCCAACAUCCUUCUUAAAUUUUUCUUUUUUCUUGAUCACAAUGAGUGACUCGGCCGCAGAUGACUCCAAACACAUCGAGGAGCUCUACCUUUACGUUGAGCGUCUCAACGAGGCCACGGACAAGUCCCAGAAUGUGAAGGACUACCAGGGUAUCAUCGACACUGCCAAGUCCAGCAUCAAGGCCAAGCAAUUGGCCGCUCAGUUCAUCCCCAGGUUCUUCAAGUUCUUCCCCACUCUCUCGGGCCCCGCCAUCGACACGCAUCUCGAUUUGAUCGAAGAAGAAGAGCUCGGGGUUCGGGUGCAAGCAAUUAGGGGACUUCCCCUUUUCUGCAAGGAUACACCAGAACAUAUUGCAAAGAUUGUAGACAUUCUUGUGCAACUCCUUGCAUCCGAGGAAUUUGUGGAGCGUGAUGCCGUGCAUAAAGCCCUUAUGUCCCUGUUGACGCAGGAUGUGAAAGCUUCUUUGACGGCCUUAUUUAAGCAUAUUGGGAGUGUUGAUGAACCGAGUACGGAUGAAGUUAUUCGUGAGAAAGUUCUAACAUUUAUAAGAGAUAAGGUUUUUCCCAUUAAGGCUGAACUGUUAAAGCCUCAGGAAGAAAUGGAAAGACAUAUAACUGAUUUGAUAAAAAAGAGUUUAGAAGACGUAACCGGCGCAGAAUUCAGGAUGUUUAUGGACUUCUUAAAGAGUUUGAGCACUUUUGGAGAAAAAGCUCCCCCAGAACGCAUGAAAGAAUUAAUUGGAAUUGUUGAAGGACAAGCUGAUUUAGAUGCACAGUUCAAUGUUUCAGAUGCGGACCAUAUUGACAGGUUGAUAUCGUGCUUGUACAUGGCUCUUCCACUUGUUGUGAGGGGUGCUUCAAGCAGCAAGUUUCUCAAUUAUUUGAACAAACACAUUAUACCUGUAUUUGAUAAGCUUCCCGAGGAGCGAAAGCUAGACAUGCUCAAAGCCCUUGCAGAAAUUUCUCCUUAUACAACACCACAGGAUUCUCGUCAGAUUCUUCCUAAUGUUGUUCAGCUAUUAAAGAAGUACAUGCCCCGGAGGAAGACAGGGGAAGAGAUGAACUUUACUUAUGUUGAGUGCUUGCUGUACACAUUUCACCAUCUAGCUCACAAGGUUCCCAAUGCCACUAACAGUCUAUGUGGUUACAAGAUAGUGACUGGCCAACCAUCAGAUAGGCUUGGGGAGGACUUCUCAGAGUUAUGUAAGGAGUUCACUGAAAGGUUGAGUAAUGUCGAGGAGUUAACCAGGGCUACCAUGAAGAAAUUAACUCAGGGGAUGGCUGAGCACAACAAAGCUAUGGCUGCUGCCAAAUCUGAUGAAGCAAAGGAAGGCAUUAAAACUCAAAAGCAGAAUACUACAACUGGGUUGCGGACCUGUAAUAACAUUUUGGCAAUGACAAAGCCGUUGCAUUCAAAAACACCUUCAUUUACUGGAGAUAAAAGCAUCAACCUGUCUUGGAAAGAAGCAACAAAACCUUCUAUUCCCUCUGCCACAGCUACAACUGGAGGAAAACGACCUGCUAAUGCUACUAAUGGAUCCAGCAAUGUGACAUCCAAAAAGGGCCGUGGAGCUGGUGGUUUACCAAACCAGCUAGUUAAUAGAGCAUUAGAAGGUUUGUCUCAUGGUGGGAGAGGUGGGACUAGGGGCAGAGGCAGGGGUUGGGCUGGACGUGGGAGAGGAAGAGGCUACCGGUAGCCUAGGUGCUUGCUGGACUAGAAUUCACAAAUUCAACAUCCACCGGGAAGUAUACGACUAGAAACCAUUUGUUUAUUCUUGUUCUCUGUUGGAGCUAGAUUUGAUUCGUAGAGGAAGCUGAGUAUCUGGAGACUUCUUUGUGGUCUAACACUAGGAAUCAUAUUGCUCUGGAGCUUAUCUAGUAGCUUUUAGUGCCUCAAGAAGUUAUUAAUCGUUUCUAAUUCAACUGAUGAAAGCAGCAGCUGGAAUUUUAUGGAAUCUGUGCAUGCCUCCUACUCCGUGUAUGCAUAUAAUAACUUGCAUUCCGAGAAAUGAUUUUACAAUUCUGAAAAUUUGUAGAAUAUAAAUUGUUUGGUUGAAUGAGAACUUGAGAAAACUGAUACUAUUCUGAUGAGUGUCAUUACUUGUUAUAUAACAUGCGUGGCCUACAUUUACGGAGAAGGAAUAUCUAAGACAGUCCGAAAGAAAGCUUUAUAUUGAAACAAGCGCAGCUUUGAUCUCAGCAAAUUUUCUUUUUGCUGCUUUUGAACAUUCAGGAAUGCAUGGCUUCUGUUUAUGCAAGCGAGGGGUGACGGAUUGGGGAUAGCAGAACGGCAGGCUAGCAUUUAUUUACAUCCGAUUUGAAGCUUCUUCAUUUGUACUGGAUGUGUCUGCCAGAUUUGGAGUUCUUUGAUUCUUGGUAUGGAACUGUCUGAUUAAUUCAAUGGCCUUCUUCCAGACGCUAUUAUCGAUUCGGAGUAUCACGAGUAGCAACAUUUCCUCGGAAAGCAUCUUGAUUUCGACAACAAAUCAGGGAUAGCAGAUGACUAAUGGUAGAUGUAGAAAAAGGAUAUUGGAUAUGGAACCCAAAAGCUCUGGAUGCUAGGCUAUUGGGUUUGUUGGAAGUAAUGUUUGUUGAGCGCUCAUGUGAGGGAGUCAGCAAUUGUUCCCCCAGUUUCUUGAAUUCUCCCUUCUCCUACAGCUGUAGAAUGGCUGUAGAAAAAUCCCUGGCAAUUGGCUACCCUUUCUGGAAGGCCUGAGUGGGGAAACAACAGAAAACUCCCUUUAGGUUUUAACCUAGUAAUAAUAAUAAAGCAGCAAUUUGGGA